This is a messenger RNA of Leopardus geoffroyi (Geoffroy's cat), 5346 nucleotides long. RefSeq names its product endoplasmic reticulum mannosyl-oligosaccharide 1,2-alpha-mannosidase-like. Gene Ontology annotation, molecular function: mannosyl-oligosaccharide 1,2-alpha-mannosidase activity; calcium ion binding. The transcript has 13 exons. Gene Ontology annotation, biological process: N-glycan processing; carbohydrate metabolic process. The record is from RefSeq and is a predicted model, not a curated record. NCBI's taxonomy places the organism in Eukaryota, Metazoa, Chordata, Mammalia, Carnivora, Felidae. Gene Ontology annotation, cellular component: membrane; endoplasmic reticulum. Bases 122 to 2170 code for a protein of 682 amino acids.
UGGACGGCGCUGCGAUGGCUGCCCGCGGGUGUCGGACCAGCGAAGCCCCCGGCGCCUCUCAGAGCCCGGCCUCCUGACGCCGCCAGUGGGCGGGGUCGCCCGGGCCGCCGCCACCGCUGUCAUGUAUCCGCCGCCGCCGCCGGCGCCACAUCGGGACUUCAUCUCGGUGACGCUGAGCCUUGGCCAGAGCUACGACGGCAGCAAAAGCUGGCGGCGGCGCUCGUGCUGGAGGAAAUGGAAGCAGCUGUCGAGAUUACAGCGCAACGUGAUCCUUUUCUUCCUCACGUUUCUCGUGCUCUGCGGGCUCCUGUCGUACAUCAGCGUGGCUGACCAGUGGAGAGCCGUGGAUGGCAGGUCAGCGGAAGAGCGGAAGGCGAGACCAGCAGAUCCGCCCGUCUUGCCGGCUCCUCAGAAGGCAGAUGCUAAUCCAGAAAACUCGCCGGGGCUUUUACCCCAGAAGUCUCAGAGGCAUUUCCGACGGGGACCGCCCAACCUGCAGAUCAGAGCCCCCGACAAAGACCCCAAGGACCGGAGGCAGGAUGACACGAGGCGGAGGGACGAGGUGGCGGGCGACGCUCGUCAGGAAGAGAGCACACAGAGAACGGUGGUCAGCUGGAGGGGUGCAGUGAUCGAGCCGGAGCAGGGCACCGAACCCCCUUCGAGAAAGGCAGAGGGCCCCCCCACCAAGCCUUCCUCACAGGCCCCCGGGAUUCAGAACCAACCAGCCUCCCCGAACGAGCGUCAGAGAGCCGUGAUAGACGCCUUCCGCCACGCGUGGACCGGCUACCGCAAGUUCGCCUGGGGCCACGACGAGCUGAAACCCGUGUCCAGGUCCUUCAGCGAGUGGUUUGGCCUGGGCCUUACGCUGAUCGACGCCCUGGACACCAUGUGGAUUUUGGGUCUGAAAAAAGAGUUUGAAGAAGCCCGCAAGUGGGUGUCUAAGAAGCUCCGGUUUCAGAAAGACGUGGACGUCAACCUGUUCGAGAGCACGAUCCGGAUCCUGGGCGGCCUUCUGAGCGCCUACCACCUGUCCGGGGACGACCUCUUCCUGAGGAAGGCCGAAGACUUUGGGAAUCGGCUGCUGCCUGCGUUCCAGACGCCCUCCAGGAUCCCAUACUCGGACGUGAACAUCGGCACCGGGGCCGCCCACCCGCCCCGCUGGACCUCGGACAGCACGGUGGCCGAGGUCACGAGCAUUCAGCUGGAGUUCCGAGAGCUCUCCCGCCUCACGGGGAGUAAGAAGUUUCAGGAGGCCGCGGAGGAGGUGACGAGGCGUGUGCACUCCCUGUCGGGGAAGAAGGACGGGCUGGUGCCCAUGUUCAUCAACACGCACAGCGGCCUCUUCACUCACAUGGGAGUGUUCACUCUGGGCGCCAGGGCCGACAGCUACUACGAGUACCUGUUGAAGCAGUGGAUCCAGGGCGGAAAGAAGGAGACGCAGUUACUGGAAGACUACCUCGAAGCCGUCGAGGGAAUCAAAAGGCACCUGCUGCGCAGGUCUGAGCCCAGGAAGCUCACCUUCGUGGGGGAGCUGGCCCACGGCCGCUUCAGCGCCAAGAUGGACCACCUGGUGUGCUUCCUGCCAGGGACGCUGGCUCUGGGCGCCCACCACGGCCUGCCCGCCGACCACAUGGAGCUGGCCCGGGCGCUCAUGGACACCUGCUACCAGAUGAACCGCCAGAUGGAGACGGGGCUGAGCCCCGAAAUCGUGCACUUCAACCUGUACCCCCAGGGCGACCGCAAGGACGUGCAGGUCAAGCCGGCCGAGCUCAGCCCGUGUUGUGUCCCCCAUCCCUCCCUCCCCCCGUCCCCCUCCCCCGCCCAGCCGGCCGACAGGCACAACUUGCUGCGGCCCGAGACGGUGGAGAGUCUGUUCUACCUGCACCGCCUCACGGGAGAGCGCAAGUACCAGGACUGGGGCUGGGAGAUCCUGCAGAGCUUCAACAAGUACACACGGGUCCCCUCGGGUGGUUAUUCUUCCAUCAGCAACGUCCAGGAUCCCCUCAAUCCCCAGCCCCGGGACAAGAUGGAGAGCUUCUUUCUGGGGGAGACGCUCAAGUACCUGUACCUGCUCUUCUCCGACGACCCGGCCCUGCUCAGCCUGGACGCCUACGUGUUCAACACUGAGGCUCACCCCUUGCCCAUCUGGGCCCCGCCUAGGGUGGGGUGACCCCCCUGUGGGCACUGCCCGGGGGCCUCACACGUCUUGCGUUUGUGGGUACCUGUCCUCGGAACGCUGGCCUUGGGUAGGUUCGCUCUCUUGACCUUGGCCGCGGCGUGUCCCCUCGGCCGACUGUCCGUGCUCCGGGGUCAGGCUGAUGACAUUCCCCAGGGGGUUACCGAGCCUGACAUCUCAGGGCCUCGGAGGUGGUCGGGGCAGCUGGGCGCCCGGUGCUUUGCCGCCGGCUUUGCACUUCUGGCUUGUGGUUCUCACGACGUCGGAUGGUGUCGUGAGGUCAGCGCCGUGAAUCCCCGAGGCCCCACCUGCUGGGGACCAUCCUGCUUGAAUCAUGACUUACAUUCCUGAUCCCCAGACGUCUUCUGUGUGGCCCCAGUGUCUCUGCUUGUCCCCUGGGGCCGCUCUGGGUCUCCUGGACCCACACAUGUUCUGAGAUGAGCCGAAGGGACAGCCCGACGUGCGGUUCAGCCCGGGGUCUCAGAGUCUGUGAAUGUGCCCUGACCCGGGAGUCCUGGGGGGGGGGGCACUUUUGACCUCCUGCGAAUCCGGGCACCUGGCCGGCUGUGGUGUUUACAUGUUGGACUCAGGGAUCCUCCCCCGGCCCUGCAGGGGCGGGGAGGGGCGGGUGGACAAGCUCAUCCUGCUCCUGGACCACCCGACAGAACGGACUUUCCAGACAGCAUAAACGUGGAUUGUUUCCUGUGUUGGUAAACGGGUCCUUUACUGUGAAACAUCUUUGCGUAGUUUGGGAGAAAGCCAUCGCUGGUUUGGGGCGCUUCUGACUGCAGUGCGCAGGGGUGUCAGGUUUCCAGUCCGAUAAUCCUGCCGUCCUCCAUACAUAAGUUAGCACAUACGCCCCUUACUUGUCCUUGGACGAGAUAACGCAUCACGGGGUGGGAGCGGAAGGUGUGUUUCGCAGCCUGUGCCGAACACAGACCCACAGCAAACAGAGCCAGCAGUGCCACACCCAAGUUCUUUCGUCAGCUUCUGUGUAUUUCGUGAAAGACAGAACUUCACAAAAUGCAAAAUCGGAUACCUUGGAAAGGUCAGUGUAGAGAAAAGAUUUCUGUAGCGAGGCAGAGCGGCAACAUCCACCUCCCGUUCUCCCCAGAAAACAAAACAGCAGUAGAACCGUCGCGGUCAGUUUUGACAACAGCCAGUGAACCAUGAGAAAAAAAGGAAGUGUGGCUCCAUGAAAGGAACAAAAUUAGUUGCUAAAAACUGUCGCUAAAGACAGUCCAGCCUUGAGAAUUAUUAGAAAAGGACUAAUAAAACUAAAUUAAACAUUCUCAACUCGAACACACACAUGGAAGUAGGGGAAAUUGGGGAAAUACUACGAGCACUCUGAGAUUACCAGAGAAAUUACCAGAAGGAAUAAUUACUAAAAAUCAUCUUCCAUUGAAAUGUGCAGCGAUUGAGAGAUUCAUCAGCAGAGUUCAGUAGCCACAGCAGCGAGGAGACCACAAAAUGUGAGCCAUGGACAGAGCCCGAGGGACAGGUCCCACCCUCCGCAGGCCCCACAAGUCUGUUAGAGUUGGGGUCUCAGGGGCAAAAGGGGAUUUGAAACAAUGCUGAACGCUUACCAAAUGUGAUGUUCUAAAUGUAAAUUACAAAUUCAAGAAGGUCAGACACUUCCUAGUAGAAUCAACACAAGACGACCUUGGAAGAAAUGAGGGACGAAAAAGGAUUAACGUAUAGAAAACGCGCAAAGUGGUAGAAAGAAGUCUUAUUGGUAAUUACGUAAAAUAAAAUGGAUGAAGCCCUUCGAUCAAAACCAGAGCUUGGCAGAGUGGACUAAAACACAGUGACCCAAGUACGUACUGUCUAGCAGAGACCAUGCUUCCAAAGAUACAAAUAGCUCGAAGGCAAAAGCAUGGGGGGAGACACUCCAUGGAAACAGUGACCCAAGGAGAGCUGGGAUGGCUUUGUGAACACCAGACGAAAUAGGCUUUAAUUCAAACACGGGGGGUGCCUGGGUGGCUCAGUGGGUCGAGCACCCAACUCUUGAUUUCAUCUCAGGUUAUGAUCCCAGGGUCGUGGGGUGGAGUCCUGCAUCGGGCCCCACGCCGAGCAUAGUGCCUGCUGGGAUUCUCUUUCUACCUCUCUGCCCUCUCCGUUGCUUGCACACGGUGUCUUUCAAAUAAAAAGUAAAAAAAAAAAACUUUUAGGAGGUCAACGUAGACGCAGCUUACUUUGUAUUCAGUCAAAAGAUUUUUCCAUGGGGAAGAAAAGACAGGGUUAUAAAGAAUGCAUCGAACAGCAGAGUCAAAUGAAAUAGCCGGGUCUCCAGUGGCAGUUGGAGACUUUGUUAGUCGCCUUCAAGAUGCACAGACCCGCUAGGGGAAGACCAGCGAGGAAACCGAGGACAGGAACAGGGCUACAAACUAGGCAGUCCCAACAGACGAGAGCGCCCCCAACGACAGAGUGUCCCUGCUCAAGGGCACUUGGAGCAUUCUCCAUCGUCUGCGUUAGGCCACAAAACAAGUAUUAAUGCAUUUUAUUUAAGUUUAGUUUUUUUUGUUUUUUUUGAGAGCAAGCACAAGCUGGGGAGAGGGGCAGAAGGAGAAGGAAAGAAUCUUUAGCAGGGUGCAUGCUCAGUGUAGAGCCUGACACUGGGCUCAAUCCCACAACCGUGAGAUCGUGUCCUGAGCUCAAAUAGACACUCAACUGACUGAGCCCCCCAGGUGCCCCUAAAGAUUUUACUUUUAUGUAAACUUUAUACCCAACAGGGGGCUCGAACCCACAACCCCAGGAUCCAGACUUGCACAUUCCAUCAACUGAGUCAGUCGGGCACCCCAGUGUAUUUUAAAUGAUUGAAAGAGGGGGGGCCUGGCUGGCUCAGUCGGUUGAGCGUCCGACCUCAGCUCAGGUCAAGAUCUCACUGCUCGUGGGUUCGAUCCCCUCAUCGGGCUCUGUGCUGACAGCUCAGAGCCUGGAGCCUGCUUCCGACUCUGUGUCUCCCUCUCUCUCUGCUCCUCCCCUGUUCAUGCUUUGUCUCCCAACUAUAAAUAAACACAAUGAAUGGGUCAGUGGAGAAGUCAGAAAGGAAGUUAAACACUUUUGAGACCUAUGAAAUUGAAAGCACAAAGUACACAAUUUAUGGGAUGCAGGGAAGGCUGUGCUCAGAUCCAAAUCCAUAGCUUUGAAUGCCUACAUCAAAAAAAAUU